This is a messenger RNA of Macrobrachium nipponense, 3749 nucleotides long. Its product is annotated as DDB1- and CUL4-associated factor 6-like. Lineage: Eukaryota; Metazoa; Arthropoda; Malacostraca; Decapoda; Palaemonidae. Gene Ontology annotation, biological process: positive regulation of transcription by RNA polymerase II. Gene Ontology annotation, cellular component: cytoplasm; Cul4-RING E3 ubiquitin ligase complex. Gene Ontology annotation, molecular function: protein binding. The record is from RefSeq and is a predicted model, not a curated record.
GGACCGUCGCAAGCAAAGUCGCGCCCAGCGAAACCAAGAAGAAGAGUCCGACUGAGAAAUUUGUGAAGUUCGCCAGACGAAAAAUUGAAGGGUCUUCUGCAAUUCGUGUGGUGCAUCACACACACAUAUACUAACCGUGGAUGUGAUUUCCUACGAGGGAGGCGAGUCGCGUCGUACCUCGGGAACGUCAAAUUUCCGUCUACUCAUGUUCCGGCACACCUUAAAUAGACAGUAUGACCCCCUCAACAACAGUCUAUUUUAUACGCUCGCCAAAGGCAGUGAAUCUUUGCUACAACGAAUGUCCCUUAUGCAAGUUAUGGACGUCCACCGGGGUUGUGUCAAUACUGUCGUAUGGGAUGAGCCAGGGAACCUUUUGCUCUCAGGAUCUGAUGACCAGAAUCUCGUCAUAUGUGACCCAUGGGAGCGAAUGACUAAAACACGGAUUCACACAGCUCAUCGAGCUAAUAUCUUCAGUGCAAAGUUUAUUCCACAAACUGCCAAUAGGAAAAUAAUUUCUUGUUCUGGUGAUGGUAUCUUGGUUUUCACAGAUCUGGAGCGUGAAGAGGAGACGCACGACUGCAAGUUCAAUUGUCAUGUUAGUACCUGCUAUGACAUAAUUACUGUACCUGAUGACCCUCACACAUUUCUUACCUGUGGAGAGGAUGGAACUGUUAGAUGGUUUGAUCUCCGUGUCAAGGAACAGUGCACGAUACGAAACUGUCAAGAAGAUGUUCUUUUGAAUAUGGGACGUGCAGUUACUGCUGUAGCAGUAAACCCCAUCACACCAUAUCAUUUAGCUGUAGCAACACAAGAUUCUACAAUACGAAUUUAUGAUCGCCGUAUACUAGGUACCAAAGCCACAGAUUCAUUCUUGGAGCAGUCCGAUCGAGCUCUUGUAAUGAAAUUGAAGCCUGACAACAUGGAGGGCAAGAAUCAUAGGGUCACCUCUCUGCGCUACAGCCAGGAUGGCCGAGAAGUCUUGGCAAGCUAUUCUUCAGAUUAUUUAUAUCUUUUUGAUACUGAAAACUUCAAAGAAGUUUCCUUAAAUGGUAUUGAAGACACCGAUGCUGAAUCUGAGACCGGACCGACCCUCAAACGCUUACGUCUUCGAGGGGAUUGGUCUGACACAGGCCCUCAGGCACUCCCAGAGAGUGAAAUGCGCAGUCAGGCUGGAGAUGUUGGCCAGGCAAGACCAACCUUACACGCGACAUUGAUGCAGAGGAUGACUGAUGUAUUAUCUCGAAUGUUGAAUGAUCCUAGUUCUCGAGCACCAGGCCAGCCUGGUGCACCAGACUUGGACUCCUCUCGAAAUCGUUCUGAUUCCGUAUCGGACAGUAUAAGUGAAAGAGACGUUGCUCAUAAUGAGACAGCAGAAGCUAAUCCUUCUGGGCCAUUGUUGACAGAAGAUCAGCCAUCUACAUCUGCUGCUUCUUUAAUAUCUCAAACUGGAGAAAGCUCAACAAAUUUGUCAGAGACCUCAACAGCUCCUUGUGCCCUUGGUGCUUCUUCCUCUGUAGCUGAGGACAACAAACCUUCAUUGUCAUGUGAUGUAGAAUCAUCAUCAGUAUUACAGCAAAAUGAAUCAGAUGAUUCACAAGCAAAACCAACGACUUCUAGAGCUGAAAGACAUCAACUCCCUGAUGAAGAAGGACCUUUUGAUGUAAUGGACCCCAGUAUAGAAGGUUUACAAGACAGAAUUUCUUCACUUCGACAAGGAUUUGUUGAAAAGCAUCAGGUAGAACCAUCUGUGAACCUUUCAUACUCAAGUCAAGGUGUUACAAGUAGCAUGAUAAGAAUUGGUGUUGGUGAUGAAGUUACACGUGACAGUAAUUCCUCAGACAUGAAAGAUGAUGUAGUUCCUUCAAGUUCAGAAUUAGAAGAGGGCAGAAAGAGCAAUUCCGAAGCAGUUCCAGAAUGUCGUGGAAAUAAGCACGAGUCCACGCUGCCGGAUCAAGCAUCUCGCUCAUCAUCAUCGACAUCGUUAUCUUCUUCCUCAUCUUCAUCAGUAUGUCAGCCAGCGGCUGUUAGGACACACACAAUAACUACAUCCAGUUCUAGUCCUGCAAUCUGUGAUAUGGAAGUGGGAUCUGAGAAUGUGACCACUGGGGCCUCAUCUAGUCAUGGAACGAGAGCAAGUGAAUUGAAUUUGGGACCUGCGAUAGAGUUUGGUGACGAUGACAGUGAUGAUGAAUCAACUGGUACUAGGAAUCAAAGACAUCAGAACCAUGCUGGGACAGGAGAUGAUGUAUCUGCUAGUGCUAGAAUGGCCAGUGCUAUAGAACGAGCUGCACAGCGCGUUCGAGGGGAACGAGCAAGUGGCAGCGGUGGAGAAGCUGAGAAAACAGUACCUCAAGCUGCUGUCAAGCAGUGUUAUAAAGGCCAUCGCAACGCAAGAACCAUGAUUAAAGAAGCAUGCUUUUGGGGAGAUACGCAUAUCAUGUCAGGGUCUGAUUGUGGUCGAGUAUUUGUCUGGGAGCGGAAAACUGGAAGGCUGGUAAUGCUGUGGGAAGCAGAUCGUCAUGUUGUUAAUUGUUUACAGCCACAUCCAACUCUGCCAGUUCUUGCUACAUCAGGCAUUGAUUACGAUCUGAAACUUUGGGCUCCAGUCUGUGAUGAAUCUCGUUUUGAUGAAGAAAAAGCAUUAGAGAUUACCAAAAGAAACGAAGCACUUUUAGAAGAGACGCGUGAUACCAUCACAGUUCCAGCCACAUUCAUGAUUAGGAUGUUAGCAUCUCUUAAUCAAAUAAGACGUGGCACGUUUGCAGAAAGGUGGAGAAGCAGACGCCAAGCGCGCCGUCACGAAGAUGACCAGAGUGGCAACGCAGAAGAAAACUGACUUACGUUGUCUUGAAAUACAUUUUAUAUUGUGCACUUAGAGAAGCCAGAUCUUAUAUGUAUGGAAAAUCUGAUAGGAAACAGAGGUGAUCAGUGAAAUUAAUGAAAAUUAUUUAAUUAGGUAUAUUCAGGUAAUAUAUACAGUCUGUGACUUGAUGCCUUGUACAUAGUUAUUUUUUUUACUGUAGUGGUUUUACAAGAACAGUGAUGUUAGUAUUAAAUUAUUUCAGCAUAUAAUGUAUGCACUGAGGAAAUUUUUAGCCAAUGUGCACAUGAAAAUGCUCAUUAUUUAUAAGCUCUUUGACAAUUAUCACUUUAUAUGAGUGUUAGGAGAGUUGCCCACAAACACUGAUGUCAAGAAGUUUGUUGUGAUUUCAUUUGAUGGAAAAAUUGUUUAACGUUACCUAAAUUGAAAUGAGACCAUUUCCCCUUUAACACGUAAGUUGGGUAUACGUACUUUUUGUUGCGUAAAUGGAACUCCCUACCUUUGACACCAGUUUGUAAAAUAAACAGAAAAUUUUGGCUUUUGUAAAAAACAGAACAGUUGCUAAGAAGGGUUGUUCAGACUUUUCAAGCAAAUUUUUUCUUACGGAAUGAUGUGUGUUAUUUUUAUAAUGUAAAGAAUAAAUAAACACAGUUAAUUGCUGAUUUUUUGGUGCAAUGUUCAUAUUGUGGAAAUUCACAGAGUACCCAGGACAGUUAAAAAUUACAGCAGAUGUGUUUAUUAUUCUGCAAGUCAUUACAUUUUGGUUCUGUUUUGAUGAUACUGUUGAUAUUGUUGUUUUGAAUUGUUUUUUACUUUUUGUGAUACCCAAAAGCCGUUUCCCGAUAAACUAGAGAUUAACAUUUGGAAAAAUAUUUGCUGUUCUAAUUCAUCUGUAAAAUUUAAUUGGAAGUCAAUAAACAGAAGUGUA